GAAACAAAACCCUCCUGCAGCUGCAAAGGGCUUGUCCGCGCCCUUGUGAUCUGAAGCCCUUCACCGACGCUGCCUUUGUUUCCCUGUGUACACCCACACCAUGAGCUGGCCUCCGCUGGAACCUCCAAGGCAAUAGGUGCUAUAUAAACUGCUGCCCCCACCGCAAACCAAACCAUGCCUCCCACAUCUCAGCACCAGCUUCAAGCGUGAUAUCUUUAUGCCAUCUAUUCUCCAGCCAUGAACGUUUUCACCAAGAUUGUCUUCAGCUUCGCGCUCUUCGCCUCUCUCGGCAACACUGCAUCGGUCACUGACGUUGGAUGCUCCAAGGAUGCCACGGUCGUGUUCAACCUUCAGCAAUGCGGCGACUCGCCCUGCGCGCUGAUCAACCAUGGCACCGACAACACGCUGGCGGCAUCGCUGCAGAACGACGAGGUCGUGCGCAUGCUGAUCGGCUUUGAUCUGCCUGCCGGUCUCAACAAGAUCAGCCAGUGCCAGCUCCGUCUGCAGCAGCCCGUCUCUUCACCCGGCGGUGCGUACAUGCUGACUGCGUCGGAGGCAUCAAACGACUGGGAUGAGGACUUGGUCAAUGGCCAGUCGAACAUCCCGACAGGCAAUGUCCUGGGCAGCGUUGAUGUUAGUGGGAGCGCAAGGCCGGAUUUUAUCGAUGUCACUGCCGCUUGCAAGUAUGCAGCCAAGAACAGCCGCUCGUUCAGUGUCUGGAUCGAUAGCAGCGGCCCGGCUGUCAUCUUCCCCAGCCGGCAGACUGGUGCGUCGACGGUUCUCAGAAUCGUCUCCUAGGCCUGUUAGCACCCCUUUCAGCAGAUUUUCAUAUUUAUUUUUUUGAACACUGGCGAGCCCUUAGAGGAUUUUUGUACCGCACAAGACUUUCGCCCCACCGGCGGUAUGUCCAUUUGCGCUUCUAUUGGGUGCGGUCAGACGGCUGACUCUUGGGGAAUAAUCGCCGUGAAAAAAA
Molecule: messenger RNA, 973 nt
Organism: Linderina pennispora
Lineage: Eukaryota; Fungi; Kickxellomycota; Kickxellomycetes; Kickxellales; Kickxellaceae
Exons: 1
Coding region: 238-798 (186 amino acids)
Source: RefSeq, a predicted model, not a curated record